This is a messenger RNA of Mus pahari (shrew mouse), 1650 nucleotides long. Its product is annotated as keratin, type II cytoskeletal 6A-like. NCBI's taxonomy places the organism in Eukaryota, Metazoa, Chordata, Mammalia, Rodentia, Muridae. The record is from RefSeq and is a predicted model, not a curated record. Gene Ontology annotation, biological process: intermediate filament organization; keratinization. The coding region runs from base 1 to 1650 and encodes 549 amino acids. Gene Ontology annotation, cellular component: keratin filament. Gene Ontology annotation, molecular function: structural constituent of skin epidermis. The transcript is spliced from 9 exons.
AUGUCUACCAAAACUACCAUCAGGAGUCAAACGAGCCACUGUGGCUUCAGUGCCAGCUCAGCCAGAGUGCCCGUGCUCAACCGCUCUGGCUUCAGCAGUGUGUCUGUGUGCCACUCCCGGGGCAUCAGUGGCUCCGGUGCAGUGUGUGGAGGAGCUGGCUUUGGCAGCAGAAGCCUCUAUGGUGUAGGAAGAUCCAAGAGGAUCUCCAUCAGAGGGGGCAGCUGUGGCAUUGGAGGAGGCUAUGGCAGCUGCUUUGGAGGAGGCUUCGGCAUUGGAGGAGGAGCUGGAGGUAGCUUUGGUUUUGGUGCUGGAGCUGGCUUUGGUGGUGGCUAUGGGGGAGCUGGCUUCCCGGUGUGCCCACCUGGAGGCAUCCAAGAGGUCACCAUCAACAAGAGCCUCCUCACUCCCCUGAACCUGCAAAUUGACCCCACCAUCCAGCAGGUCAGGACUGAGGAGAGGGAGCAGAUCAAGACCCUCAACAACAAGUUUGCCUCCUUCAUCGACAAGGUGCGGUUCCUGGAGCAGCAGAACAAGGUACUGGACACCAAGUGGGCCCUGCUGCAGCAGCAGGGCACCAAGACUGUGAGGCAGAACCUGGAGCCUAUGUUUGAGCAGUACAUCAGUAACCUCCGCAGACAGCUGGACUGCAUCAUUGGAGAGAGGGGUCGCCUGGACUCUGAGCUGAGGAACAUGCAGGACACAGUGGAGGACUACAAGAGCAAAUAUGAAGAUGAAAUCAACAGGCGUACAAAAGAAGAGAAUGAAUUUGUGGUGCUGAAGAAGGAUGUAGAUGCUGCCUACAUGAACAAGACUGAACUGCAAGCCAAGGCAGACAGUCUGACAGAUGAGAUCAACUUCCUGAGAAUUAUUUAUGAGGCAGAACUGUCUCAGGUACAAACUGAUGUCUCAGACACAUCUGUGGUCCUCUCCAUGGACAACAACCGCAGCCUGGACCUGGACAGCAUCAUUGCCGAGGUCAAGGCCAAGUAUGAGAACAUUGCUCAGAGAAGUCGGGCUGAAGCUGAGACUUUAUACCAAACUAAAUAUGAGGAGCUGCAGGUCACAGCUGGCAGACAUGGGGACGACCUGCGCAACACCAAGCAGGAGAUCGCUGAGAUCAAACACAGUAUCCAGAGGCUGCAAUCUGAGAUCAAGCAUCUUGAGAAGCAGAGUGCAAAUCUGCAAGCUGCUAUUGCUGAUGCUGAGCGACGUGGGGAGAUGGCCCUGAAGGAUGCCAGGGACAAGCUGGAAGGACUGAGGGAUGCCCUGCAGAAGGCCAAACAGGAAAUGGCCAGGCUGCUGAAUGAGUACCAGGAUAUCAUGAAUGUCAAGCUGGGCCUUGAUGCAGAAAUCGACUCCUAUAGGAUACUUCUGGAAGGAGAGGAGGACAGGUUCAAUGGUGACGGCGUUGGUCCAGUCAACAUCUCUGUGGUGCAGUCCACCGUGUCCAGCGGCUAUGGCAGCACAGGUGGUGCCAGCAGCAGCUUAGGCCUGUGUGGAGGCAGCAGCCAUUCCUAUGCCAGUAGCCAUGGUACUGGAUGUGGCUUCAGUGCUGGCAGUAGCAGAGCCAUCAGAGGUGGCCUCAACUCCUCUGGUGGAAAUACUUCCACCAUCAAAUAUACCACUGCCUCCUACGGCAGGAAGCGCUAA